Messenger RNA from Acanthosepion pharaonis, 2397 nucleotides. The record is from the annotation of a GenBank genome assembly. Lineage: Eukaryota; Metazoa; Mollusca; Cephalopoda; Sepiida; Sepiidae.
AUGGCACAAGCCAUGUCCACUGUAGAAACUGACCGUUUGAAUGAGUUUCGCUGUGAUGCCCAAGUAGCCGAAGAGUUAUGUCAACUGGCUAAUUGGCCGAUUAGAAAUUUACAAGUGGAUGGAACUUCUCUCAGUUUUAAACUAGUUGAAAAAAAUGAAGAAAAGAGUUUCAUUCUUAAUGUUUCUGAGGAUUAUCCAGACAAUUGUAUCUUAUCCUGUUUAAAGGAUGCCUCCUUCUGCACUGUCUGUUGCCGUGUACCUGAACUUUUGGAUGCUCUUGUUCAUAACAGUAUUUGUUUCUUUCUUUCUCUUCCCUUCCCUCUUCCACUCUCUCUCUCCUUCCAUCCCUCUCUCUCACUCUCUCCUUCCAUCCCUCUCUCUCCUGCCAUUCCUCCCCUCUCUCCCCUUCCCUCCCCUCUCUCCCCAUUCCCUCUCUUCUCUCCCCUUUCCUCCCUCUCUCCCCUCCUCUCUGCCCUUCCUUCUCCUCUCUCCCCUUCCUUCUCCUCUCCCCCCCAUCCUAUCUCUUGUGGCAUUGUAUUUACAUUUUUUUGUAUUAUUCUCCAGGACUUUGACAUGUUGGAAGAGGUUCAGGUUAGCCCAGCAUUAGACAAAGAUAUGGGACAAGUGAAAAAUUUGUUUGGUGAGGAGGCUAUUACAUACAGAUUAUUUACUUACAUUGACAACAUAGAUGUGGAACUGAAUAUCAACAUGGAUUUCCUUGAGGAAACCGUUGCUGAAGCCUGGAACAUGAAUCGGCGAGAACCCCUGGUGGUUCGACUUAAUGUCUCUCUUAGUUCAUACCUAGAUAACAGGGAGGUACCGAAAGUUGAGGUCUUUCAGCCGUCCAAAAAAGACCAACCCUGGGGAAUUGGUUGCCAAAUCAAAAAAAUUGUAGAAACCUUUAUUGCUAAUCAGUGGCGCCAUGUAACCAACAAGGAUGUGCUUCAGGCACGGACUGUUGCACCUAAAUCUCAAAGUAUGCCAUCUCAUAUAUCGGAGCGUUGCAGCCAAACAGCUUCGCCGACUCAAAUGAAGCAGUUUUCCCAUCAUGCAGAUGAGAGUUGUAUGAAUCAGCCUGACAGUCACUUACCCCUUCUGUCUGAAAGAAAUGGUAAUGACACUAAUAGCCACGAAGACAACAAUAAUGAAAUGUCUCCAGGAGGUGCCUCAGCAGCGAGCAGUCCAAGUAUUUCUGCUUUCUCACCAAUCAAGGCAGGCAAAUUAAGUUUAGGGCGUAUCUUCCGCUUAGCAACUUCAGCCACAGCACCUAAUCUUAGCAACCCCCAUAAUGGAAAUCUCAGCCUUGUACCCUCAUCAACAGCAGAUGGAGAACGAUCAAAAAGAAUCCCCUGCUUAGAAUAUGGUUUCCUCUCUCAGGUUUAUCUGUAUAUUCGACAACGCAUUCCAACAUUAAACGAAUAUUGUGUCGUGUGUGAUCAAGAUCAUGUUUUUCAGAAUGGAUCAAUGCUUCAGCCAGCUGUUUGUUCUCGAGAACUAUGUUCGUUUGCCUUCCAAGAUCUUGGAGUGAUGAGUACAGCAACCACAGCGAUGGCAACUGGGGCUGUCAGGUCUCUGCUGGCUGAAAUUGAGGUCCUGGUGGUUGACUUACUAAUUUCCAUGACAAGGACUGCCUGUAAAUCCAAACGUCGUGAGAUCAUUUUUAAUCCGUAUCCAACUGUCAUUGAUCCAGACAAACCAACAGAAUUUUAUCUUCAUCCAAAGCAUAAAGAUUACAAAAAAGUGGAAUCAAUCCUGAAAGCAUUUCCUACAAUGUCUGAGAUGCUGUGGUGCACUGGGAAAGAUCUAAAGACAAUCAUGGAUGAAAAGAAUCGGUUGGCAUUUCCUUUACUUCAAUGGAUUAUCACCAGCAAUCGUUCCCAUAUCGUCAAACUGCCUCCAACUGAUCAACUUAAAUUCAUGCACACCAAUCACCAAUUCCUUCUUUUGAGUGCUGCUCCUGCCAAAGAAGAGAUUUUCCGUGCAGCCAGAGCAAAAUAUGGCAGCACUUUUGCCUUCCAUGGAUCCAGUAUAGAGAACUGGCAUUCUAUUCUUAGGGUGGGUCUUUUGAACGCCUCUGGAACUAAAUAUCAGAUGAAUGGUGCUGCUUAUGGAAAGGGAAUUUAUCUCAGUCCAAUCUCACCACAACAUAAAAACAGAUUCCUUCAAAGUGAAAAUAUCAACUGCAUUGCUCUAUGUGAAGUCAUCAAAUCUCCUGAAUUAAAGAAGCAUGGCAAUGUUUGGGUUUGUACGAAAAGUGAAUUUGUUUGUACCAGGUUCUUUUUUGUCUAUGAAGACAGUCAAGUGGGUGGUGCUGAGAUUAGCACCCAAAGAACUGGAGUUGAGAACCAAAUUCUUAAAGCUGUCCAAUGCCGUAUGAAUGCCAUGAGGGACAAGUGA